This is a messenger RNA of Aspergillus mulundensis, 369 nucleotides long. RefSeq lists its product as uncharacterized. The transcript has 4 exons. The record is from RefSeq and is a predicted model, not a curated record. NCBI's taxonomy places the organism in Eukaryota, Fungi, Ascomycota, Eurotiomycetes, Eurotiales, Aspergillaceae. Bases 1 to 369 code for a protein of 122 amino acids.
AUGUCUGGUUCUAUUCGAGUCUUCACCACCUUCCCAAAAGAGAUGUUUCGUGUAAAUAACGGGACCUCUAUCCGCCUUCGCGGAUACCCAGGGCCCUUGAGGCCUGCACGGAGUUUCGAUCUCCUAACAAUCGCAGGCAAAGUACUACCUAAGGCGCUUGAUCCGAAAACAUACGCAGCUCCAAAUGGCGCCUCAAUGCGUCCGAAUACCCCGAGGCAACAGGAGCUUGUUCAGAACUUCAGCGGCACAUCUAUCUGUAUCUAUGUUGUUCCUGCAGGUACCCAGCUGCCAAGCAACCUGAUUCUUGUUCACGAGCACGCGGACCAUUACGCCAUCCAGCCAAAUCAAGAGAUGACAGUUGAUGCUUAA